AUGCCUGUUCCUGACGAAAAUUCCACAAUAUAUGAGACCAACAGUCUGAUAAACGAGGAGCUUUCAUGGGAAAUGGAUGAAGUUAGGGCUGAGUUCAAUAAGCUUCAUAAUUCUUUAAAUGAUGAUCAAAGAGCAGUGUAUAACCAGAUAACAUAUAGCUGUUGUUGUCACGAGGAUGAAGCACCGAUGGUACACAAACAUGCUUUUGAGGCUCUUGACCAUACAUUGAAAGAUGUUUUGAGUGUCUCUGAUUCACGAAAUUAUGAACUUCCAUUUGGUGGAAAGGCUAUUGUAUUUGGUGGUGACUUUAGGCAAAUCCUACCAGUUGUACAAAAUGGAAGCAGGCAAGACAUCGUACACGCCUCUUUAUGUUCAUCUUACAUAUGUUCGAGUUUCAAGGUGUUAAAUUUGACAACGAACAUGUGUUUGUCUGUUGGAUCGAGUAGCUCAAACAUCGAGGAGAUAAAAGAAUUUGGUAAAUGGCUUCUCGAGAUCGGCGAAGGCAAUGUUGGUGAUUCUAAUGAUUGUAAUUCAAGUAUUGAAAGGUGGAUUAGCAAGUCUUUAUGUGGGUAA
Messenger RNA from Helianthus annuus (common sunflower), 573 nucleotides. RefSeq lists its product as uncharacterized. Gene Ontology annotation, molecular function: DNA helicase activity. NCBI's taxonomy places the organism in Eukaryota, Viridiplantae, Streptophyta, Magnoliopsida, Asterales, Asteraceae. Bases 1 to 573 code for a protein of 190 amino acids. The transcript has 2 exons. Gene Ontology annotation, biological process: telomere maintenance; DNA repair. The record is from RefSeq and is a predicted model, not a curated record.